Molecule: messenger RNA, 5720 nt
Organism: Mytilus californianus (California mussel)
Lineage: Eukaryota; Metazoa; Mollusca; Bivalvia; Mytilida; Mytilidae
Product: solute carrier family 35 member F6-like
Exons: 8
Coding region: 257-1444 (395 amino acids)
Cellular component (GO): intracellular membrane-bounded organelle; membrane
Source: RefSeq, a predicted model, not a curated record
AUCAUGUGAACAAAAACUUUCACAAUACUAGCAGAAGAUUCUGUCUGCAAAAACUCCAUUAUAUUACUUCCUCUUCCUUGUACAUGUACCUGAAUUUUAAAGGGAACAGAAAUUUGUGUAUUCUGAGCUGACGUCACCUGCAUUAUAUUUCAAUGGUUGACAAACAGGAAGAUUUUUUUUAGUGAAACAAAUUGAACAUUGCAAAUAACUCUGAGUGUGAAAAUCUGAACACUUAAAAAAAACCAAAACAAACAUAAUGCCAGUAUGUGGAGGAUGGACGUUCAGACAGUUGGUGCUCGCCAUUGUCAUGGUGAUAACAGGUUCAAUUAACACACUGUCAACAAAAUGGGCAGACAGAGAAAAGGCACCUGGUACAGCCGACAAACCACAUGGAUUUGACCAUCCUUUCUUUCAGGCAGUAGGAAUGUUCCUUGGAGAGAUGAUGUGUAUGGUUGUAUUCCUCGUCAUGUAUUGUUCAGGGAGGGGUGUGACAAACAGACAAAGGGAUGCAAAUUAUUGUGGACUGGGCUACAACCCUCUGAUAUUCUUACCUGCCUCGCUCUGUGAUAUGACUGGUACCUCACUAAUGUACAUAGGAUUGAAUUUGACUUAUGCCUCAAGUUUUCAGAUGUUGAGAGGUGCUGUUAUAAUCUUCACUGCCCUGCUGUCGGUAGCUUUCCUUGGUAGAACCAUCCGAGCCCAGAUGUGGAUUGGUAUAGUCAGUGUAAUCGUUGGUUUGGCCGUCGUUGGUGUGUCGGAUAUCAUUUUCAACACUGACAAGAACAAAGAUACAAAUGGAAUAAUUGCAGGUGAUUUAUUGAUUAUUAUGGCCCAGAUUAUUGUUGCAGUACAGAUGGUGUACGAGGAAAGAGUUAUAAACAGAUUUACAAUACAUCCUUUGGAGGCUGUAGGCUGGGAAGGUAUAUUUGGAUUCACCCUUCUAGGCCUCUUGUUGAUUCCGUUUUUCCACAUUGAUGCCGGAGCCUUCAGUGAAUUGCCAACACACAAAUUAGAUGAUGCUAUUGAUGCCUUCCAUCAACUGGGACAAAACUGGCAAAUUCUUACAGCAACCCUAGGGAAUAUUUUCAGCAUAGCUUUCUUCAAUUUUGCUGGAAUAAGUGUUACAAGAGAAAUCAGUGCUACCACACGAAUGGUUCUGGACAGUGUACGAACAAUCAUUAUCUGGGUUGCUGCCCUAGCGUUAAACUGGCAGAAAUUUAUCCCUCUCCAGAUAUUGGGAUUCGUUGUUCUUAUCAUUGGAAUGAUGUUAUACAAUGAUAUUGGCAUACAGUUUAUAAAGAGGACAAUUCUGACCCGUGUUUUACGGAGACCCUUGCCACCUGAUGAAGACCAGGAGAGAUUGAUCCCAGAGGACAACGCUAAUCGUCGUAGAGGAAAUAUUCAAGAGGAGCCUCAACCUGGUCCAUCAAAUGCUGCUAUAUAACUGUUUUGAUUGGUUCAUUUGAAUUUAUUCUUGACUCGAUUGGUGGUUCAUGGACCAAUAGUAUGUUGAAAACAUUAAUUCCUUGUUAACAUUGAAGAUUGUGAUAUAUACUUUUGAACAAUAUUUUGAGUACUUAAUAUAUACUUGUGAGAAUGGGUGCAAUAUGAUUGUUUUGACAAAGCUGAGACAUGAGAAAGAAUUUAUUUGUUAUAAAACUUUUUGUUUGUAAUAUAUGCAUAAAAUUAUGUCUAUGAUUUGUUACAAAGUUUAGAAUAAAUUAUUUGUUAACCAACUGAUAGAUCAGCCCCUGGUGUGCUUCAAGCAUUGACCACUUAGAAAAAUGAAAAUAGUAAUGUUAACUUAGAAAUUAGUACCAUGUAAAUCAUGGGAUUCAAAUACUGUGAAUUCAUUUUAUUUUUUGUGGAUAUCAAUGUUGGGUGGUUUUAGAAAAAAAUUGUAAUUUUGAUGGAUAUUUGAUUUGAUUUUUGAUUUUUGAUUUUGCCAAAGUCUGCAUUCAAGCCUUAUGAAAAGUUGUUCUUUGUUGAACAUUUUAAUUCAUGGUUUACCUAUAUGCACCAAAUCCACAAAAAAAAGUUUUUCCAUGAAUGAUAAUGAAUCCCUAAUAGUUUAUUUAUAUAAGUAUUUAUCAUGGUGUUCUAUUUAUUGUUGAUUUAGAGGUACAAAUAAAUUUUAUAUUUUCUGACAAUGUACAUAAUAUAUUGUUUUUAUCCUGAAAUUUACACCCAACACUUGAAACUUUAGUUGUUAGAAUCUAAAUCAUUGUCUCUAAUUUUUCAAAGAAAUCGACAUAGUUUAACGCGGACCGCGAAGAGGACCCCAAAAUGAACUGGUACGCAAAAAGAAAUAUCCACAUAACCGCUUGCUCACGAUGGAAGAGGGGUAACAGGAGACUUUAUUUGUACAUGUACAAAUAAAGCAAAAUUUUUUUGUGUACCUGUUAUUUGUACAAUAGUUGGCUGAUUGCAGGAUAAAUAUUUAUAGUUUAUUAACUAAUGAAAUACAUUUUUUUUUCAUUGAUUUGAUUUGUACCAUAUCUGUUAGAACAGUUAAAAAAAAUAUGAAUUAUUGGUCUUCUUACAAACUUUUUAUACAUUACAAAUUUUGGAAUCAACCAAUAAUAGUAUUUCAGGGUAGUUUAGUUCAACCUUAAGUUCAUUUCAAUUCUAUGGAGAUUAUAGAAACCCACUCCCUCUGUCAUGGUUAAUUGACUAUGGAACUUUUUCAGAGUUUUAAAGUUAUAGAUUGUGAUUAGGUAAGAUUAAGGGGAGCCUCUUAUAAUAUUAGUCAAUGAUAAAUUGUAUCAUAUACAUGUAUUAGAUUAUUUUCCUGUCAGUUUUGUUUGCAAUUUAGUGUUUUGAUUUGGAAGUGUUCGAAUUUCAUGUUUCGUGGCCUAGUCCAAAGCAAUACAAUGAACAAUGAAAUGUUAGUGAUAGGUAAAUUUCCAGGUUAAAUGUCUACAGCAAACAUAGUUAAAAUUAGACAAAUGCGAACAUUUCCUGAUUUUCAGUAUUUGGUAUGCAGUUGUAUAUGCAUUGGCAUAUCUCAGUUCCAUGACUUUUUAUUACCUCAGUGAUGGUCCAUUGACUUUGAAGUUUUUGCAUAGUUUUCAUGUUUCAUUUUUUCAACAUUAAUUUCAACUUUUGCAUAAUACAUGUAUUAUCAAAAUUACAUACAGACCAGACAUAUCCCUGUGUCAACAGUUUAUUAAAAAAAAAUUGAAUGAGACUACAGGAAUAUUUUAAUGAUGGUCUUAUUUUAAAUUUAUUUUUUUGUACAUUUAUACUUAAUUAAUAGUUCUUGCCAUAAGCACUGACAUAUUGUAUUGACAUACUAUAAGUAUACUGUAACGAUAAUGACUUGUGUAUUUUACAAUGAGAUUGUUCGACAAACUAUGAAAUUUACUAAGUGUAAAUUACAUUUAUCUGUUUAUGAUCUGUUAUUUGUGGAUACUAUUCCUUAUCUCUGUGCUCCUAUGCCAACAUCCAGCAAAGUAUUUCACAUAAAAUUGUAUUAAAGGCUAUCUUGCAUUUAGGUGUGAUUAUAGCUCCACUUUUAAGAAGAGAACAAAGCAUGAUUUUGUAAUCCAGAAGAGGCUCAAAUUAGGUUUCACUCUAUUCUAUUGUUUUGUGUUUAUGUUCUAUGAGAUUAUUUUUUUUCUUAUGGACAUGGAGAACCAUUUCAGAAAUGUUUAAUUUAUCUUUCAAAAAAUUAAUAUGAAGUUCAAAGGUUGCAAUAUAAUAGCAUUUUGCUUGUGCACAUAACACUCCUGAUAAAAAUAAAAUUUGAUUAAGGUUGCACUGUAAAAAAAGCACAUUAUCAAAAUUAAGUAUACUUAUAUUGUUAAGGUUGGACUGUGAAAAUAUCACAUUGCUUGUUUACGUAGCUCUCACCAAAGUAUAUCGCUUACAAAAAGUAUAUUUACUAAAGGUUGGACUGUGAAAGAAGCACAUUUUUUGUUGCAAAUAGCAUUUACAAUGAAAAUAUGAUUUAAAGAUAUAUUAUGGGUUGAAUUGAAGAGACCUAUUUACUUGUUGAAUAUUCCAUUUAAAAAAGGUUGACAUUUAACCCCAAAUAAGUAAUUCCCUUCCUGUAAUCGAUCUCUCCUACUUGUGUAAAUGAGGGUCUGGAUGGUGUUUAUAAAAUAGAGAAUAUUUGCCACAAAGGAAUAGAGAAAAAAAUUGAAUGAUAAAUAAAGAAUAGAUAGUAAUGGUCAAAAAAAAAAAAAGAAUAGAGAAAAAUUUCCAAUAGAAUAAAGAUUACAGGAAUGAACACCCUCAUUAAUUUAGCCACCGUGGAGCAUUUAUUUAGGUGUAUACCUUGGGUCUUUAAAAUCUUUGGUAUGUUUGGAUCUACAGCGUUCAUAGAUAUAUUUUAAGCUUCUGAGUAACACAGAUUAUUUUACUGCUUUUUUUACACUUUAAAAAGGCAUUUAUGAAACUGGCUAUUACAAAUGCAUUAUUAAUUUUAAAAGACUUAUCUCCCUUAGAUACCCUUGUUAUAUGAUUGGUUAAUUGUUUUUUGCUUUAUUUCCAGUGGCAAAUAUUUUAAUAAUGUUCAGAAAGUUAUGAAUUUAUCUGUUUAUGAUCUUAAUGUAUUACAGGUUAAAAUAGCCCAUAACAUGUUGCAUAUUGCAUACAUGAUGAAAUAUGACUUGACUAUGAUUGUUGGAAAUUAUAUACAAUGCAUAUGAUAUUCAUGACAAUUUUUGGUUGAGCCAAUUUUAUUAUUAUUCUUUAAAGUCAGAAAAACUUAGAUAUUUAAGUUGAAAAUUUGCCAUAUUUAAAAUUGAAUUCCAACUUUCUGGAAGAGCCUAUGUUUUACAUAUAUGAUAUUGACCAAUGAUAAAGAUGCGGACUUUCACACAAUUGGAAAUGAGUAUUUUUGUCAGAAUACAUUUAUUAACAUUGUGAAAUAUUUUAUAAUGAUUAAAAAAACAUAAAGUAUGUACCUAGAUUUUGUAUAGCUUUAUUUGAUUAUCAUAAUUUAUAUUUAUUUACUGUUCUGAGAUUCUGUGAAUUGAUUAUUUAUCAUUAUUAUAUCAAAAAAAAAUGUUUUGUCUUCUUCAAAAUACGUUUUCCCAAACUUUUCUUGGAAUAUUAUUUUUUUUUUUUAAGUUGAUUUAAAAAAAUGCCAUAAAGUUUUGGCUUAAAAACUCUUAAAAAAAUUCUGAAAAUGCUUGGAAAAAAUAACACUUACUAAUUUUUUGGUGCAUAUAUUUGUUAUAUAAAUUUUUUAUUUUUCAUUUUACAGGAGAAAAGAAAACUAAAGUUAGUGUAAUUAUAUCGCUGAACCAUAUCGAAAUUCUCCAAAAGGUCAAAUUGAAUGUUGACCAUUUUUUUUGCAUGGAAAGAUAUGAUAAACAAAGUAUUGCCUGUUGAUUUGGCAGGGUAACAUUAAGUCCAAAACAAUCUUUGCAUGUCUAACAAUCAGAUCAUUUUUUGGCAUGGAAAGAUUUAAUGUACAGUGCAAAACAUUGUCUGUUGUCUUAGCAGGGAGAUAUUUAGUCAAAAGCAAUCUCUGCAUGAUCAUGUCAUACAAUCAGAAACGAUUUAUGCAGUCAGACUUAACAAUGUUGGAUUACAUAAAAUUUAGAGAGAGACAAUUUUUACAAAUGAUAAUAUUUGUAUUAUUCUGUUAACUAUAUAGUAAUUUUGUAUCUUUAUUUGUAAAAUAAUAUAUUUUUGUUAUUUGUUAGUACAAAACAAAAUUUUUGUAUGUAAAUGAAAAAAAAAAAUAAUAUAAAUGCAUUUUUAUA